AUGACCAAUCAGAACCAUUCGUCUAGCAGUAAUAAUUUGUGCAAUGGUAUUGAACGCAACAAUCACUUAAAGGUCUAAUAAUAUUGCAACAGGCUAAAACGGUUGGUAUAUACAUAUGAUCUGCGAAAACAACACGUAAAUGUAUCUACAAAGUGCGAGAAACACCAAAAAUUGAAAAGUAAACAGUGGCCACUUUUUCGAAAGCAGAUAACAAUCAGUGGUGCAUUUUCGAGCUGUAGUUCAACAUCAUCACAGCAAAGCGCGUUGAUGCUGAAUGUAGGGCAGUGCUGAAUUCACUCUUUAUACUGCUCUCCAUUCUUAGCUCCACUCAUUGUAGACCACAUCAGAAUCAUUCGAAGAAUAACUCUUGUUAGAACAACCUCAGAAUGGGCUCCGAUUUGAAGGAUUUUUUGAAGCAGGCCGCCAUGCAGGUCGGUGCCGGAGGGUCAGCUGGAUUUGUGGAAGUAUGUAUCAUGCACCCGUUGGAUUUGGUCAAAACUCGGCUGCAACUGCAGGCCAGCCCAGGCGUGGGUGGCGCAAAAUCUGCCACCUACUAUAAUGGGGUGUUCGAUUGCAUCCGUAAAAUGGCUCAAAGUGAAGGCAUGCUGUCGCUGUACAAGGGAAUCUUGCCGCCGGUGCUCGUUGAAACGCCAAAACGGGCGGUCAAAUUUUUAACCUUCGAACAGUACAAGAGAUUUUUUCUGUUCGGUGCUGAUAAACCGACACCGCUGACUUUCUCGCUGGCAGGUUUGGGUGCCGGUGUGACGGAAGCUAUCCUGGUGAACCCAUUUGAAAUGGUUAAAGUUACCCUGCAAGCUAACAAGAGCAAGAUGGGUCAGGUACCGAGCACUUGGGCAGUAACCCGGCAAAUUAUAAACGAGUCCGGGUUCGGCCUCAAUGGCUUAAAUCGAGGCUUAACGGCCACUAUCGGUCGCAACGGAGUUUUCAACAUGAUCUACUUUGGAUUUUACCACAGCGUCAAAGGUUUGAUGCCGGAGUACAAGGAUCCGGUUCAGGAGUUCUUCCGUAAGGUAGGAAUUGGUUUCGUUUCCGGCACUUUGGGCUCAAUCGUGAACAUUCCAUUUGACGUCGCUAAGUCUAGGAUACAGGGACCUCAACCUGUACCCGGUCAGGUGAAGUACAAAUCCACCUUCGGUUCCAUGGCCAUCGUGGCACGGGAAGAAGGUUUCGGAGCACUGUACAAGGGUCUAACGCCAAAGGUGAUGCGUUUGGGUCCUGGCGGAGCUAUCAUGCUGGUGGUCUACGAUUAUGUGUACGCAUUUUUGGAUGAUUACUUUAAAUAGUCAAGACAGUGGACGUGGAACGACACUACCUCACAAGCAUUCUUAAAACCUACCGAACCAAGCGACGAAAUCGAUGCCGAAUAUAUUUCGACUACACAUGUUCUAAAUCUUUUAGGAAGAAAGCAUUUACAUAUUCUAAAUUAUUUUUAGAAUUUUAGCAUUUUUAUUCCAAUAUUAUGCCAAAAGAGCGAAAACAAAUUUACUCUAGUUGAAAAUGAGUCGUUUUUAUGGAUGUUAGUUUUGAUACAUUUAUGUAAAAAGUUUAAUAUAUUUUAACAAUA
Messenger RNA from Uranotaenia lowii, 1585 nucleotides. RefSeq names its product mitochondrial 2-oxodicarboxylate carrier. Bases 387 to 1304 code for a protein of 305 amino acids. NCBI's taxonomy places the organism in Eukaryota, Metazoa, Arthropoda, Insecta, Diptera, Culicidae. The transcript has 7 exons. The record is from RefSeq and is a predicted model, not a curated record.